UCCCCACUCUCUCUCUCUCUCACUCACUCUCGCCGUCUCUCGUCGCUCCGUUUAGGGAAGCUUCAUAGAGUGAAGAACUUCAGUUGGAUGGGGCCAGACGCCGGCUUCAGGACCGAGGAAUUGCGUGCGGAGAAGGUUUGAAUUUCUUCCCGGGACAGCUUUAGACACGGUGGAGGAAAGGUGCCGAGGAAGUGAGCGGCAGAGAGAUCUACUGGAUUUGAGCUUGAGUUCUCUACUCAGCUCUGAGGUGGCAAAGAGCUCCAGGCUUGGUGCGGUUUUAACGUGUGAAAUUGUAGGAUCGAAUUCCUGACUACUUUUCCCCGAGUUUGCUUGGGGAUGGAGAUCGUGCAUGUUUGCACGGCUCUGUGUUGGGUUCCACUUUUCGCUGGCUUCGCGAUAUUGCCGGUGGGUACUGAAGAAUAUCCGACGCCGGACAAUGAGACUGCGAAGAGAUUCUCUUCCCCGUCCCAGCACAUGGACGUGGUCCACCCCACCGCAGUCUGGCACAAGCAGAAUGAGGGCAGCGUCACCCCGGAUUUUCAGGACGGGUUGAGGGACAUCAACCGGUCGGCGGGCAGUGCCAGCAAUUUCUCUUGCCCCGAUGCGCCCGACAGCGACCCUGCCUUCAAGUACAUCAACGCGGCCAUCUCCUGUGUUAUCUUCGUGGUCGGAGUGAUCGGAAACGUUACCCUGUUACGGAUCAUUUACAAGAACAAGUGCAUGAGGAAUGGUCCCAACCUGUUGAUCGGCAGCCUGGCCCUGGGAGACUUGCUUUACAUCAUGAUCGACAUCCCGAUCCACAUAGUUAAGCUUCUGUUACCAAAGUGGCCUUUUGGGAUUGUUGUUUGCAAGCUGGUGCCUUUCUUACAGAAAGUAUCAGUGGGGAUCACAGUGCUGAACCUGUGUGCUCUGAGUGUGGACAGGUACCGAGCUGUUGUCUCCUGGAGUCGAGUUCAGGGGAUUGGAGUACCCCUACAGACAGCGUUAGAGAUCAUUGUUAUCUGGGUUCUCUCUAUCGUCUUGGCUAUUCCUGAGGCCAUGGCCUUUGACAUAUAUCCACUGCAAUACCGAGAAAGGUUGUUCCAUGUCUGUCUCCUUCUUCCAGAAACACCAUUUAAUAAGUUCUACAUCAACGUGAAGGACUGGUGGUUGUUUGUGUUUUAUUUUUGCAUGCCGCUAGCCUGCACUGCCUUCUUUUACACUUUGAUGACCUGUGAGAUGCUGAAUAAGAGGAACAAGAGUUUGAGGAUCGCUUUGAGUGAGCACUUGAAACGGCGCCGAGAAGUAGCCAAAACAGUUUUAUUUUUAGUUGUGAUUUUUGCUCUGUGCUGGUUCCCUCUCCAUCUUGGCAGAAUUUUAAAGAAAACUAUUUUCCGUGAAGCUGGCCCGAAGAGAUGUGAAUUCUAUAAAGUCCUGCUAAUGUUGAAUUUCAUUGGUCUCAAUCUAGCAACUCUAAAUUCGUGUAUAAACCCCAUCGCUUUGUACUUCGUGAGCAAGAAAUUUAAAAAUUGCUUCCAGUCCUGCUUGUGUUGCUGUUGCCAGAGUCAAACUCUGAUGAAUAUGAUGCCCAUGAAUGACACCUCCAGGCAUACAAGCUUGCAUUGGAAAAACCAGGAGCACAAUAACCCCGCCGAUCGUAGCAGUCGGAAGGAUAGCAUGAACUGAAAGGUGGAAGUUCUAGCCGACAUUUCAAAAUGAGCACAGUUCGCGCCUUCCUCCAUGUCUCAUUCUUCAUGACACCCUCUGUGGUGGAACAGAAGACAGGAUGGAAAAUGACUUGGGCCCAUCAUCUCAGACUCAUUUUGGGCUCCCAAAGAACUCUGACUGUCUGUUCCAAAGAGUUUGUUUAUAUAUCACCACUGAAGUAUUUUUGUUUUGAAUAUCAUCAAGAAAUAUUCAAAAUCAAGUGCCUUUGACCAAUCCAGAUAUGCAGGUGGAAUACUUAUCUUCUUGAAGUGUCUUUGGGGACUACAGCAGGUUUAUAUCUGCCAAUGGAACGUUGUUUAAAUUGAGACUGAAACUGACAUUUCACAGUUUCUGUCACACAGAUGUUACAUGCUAACAUCCAAGAUGAGAGACUUCUUCAUACACAUAAUCUUUGUAUAAAAAUCUUCUAUCCUAGCAAUUGGAUCCAUUGGUACCUAUUUUCCUUGUGCAGAACUCAAUUAAAAGCAAUUUUAGCUUGCCUAAAUCAUGCCAAUAUGCAUUUCCAGGUCAAAAUGUGUGCGUGAGGGAUUUUUACUGGUGCUUUCUUACUAAAUUUACCCAGAGUUGGCAUUUUCGUGGCUCUAGUUGUAAACUUAAUGACAUCACAAAUUCACAUGGCAAAUGUUCUGCUGUACCAGUGUAGAUGGAGCUCUUGGGGAACAGUCAUAAAGAGAUUAGGAGCACUGCACAGGGAUCAACAAUGAGAUGUCAAUUAAAUGGUCUGUAUAUUGGCAUCGCUAUUUUACACACAACCAGACUCUGAGUUUAGUGUUCAAGGUAGAACAGUACUUGCUCCAUCACUAAUUACACCCUCAUUAUUCACUAUACAACCAAGCUACCUAAAAUAAUCUCUGGCCCCUAGAAUAUUCUGCACUCACAGUGGCACCAUUUGUGACACAGGACUCAGUCAGGUCAUCUAUCACAUAGGGAUUGCCUUCCCUACAAGAUCCAUAUCUCUCCCUUCAUGCAUUUUCUGUCACAACCAUGACUACUUUUUAUGCUGCUAUAUUAUGGCUGCCAUAGAGAGAUUUUCUUUACAGUCUGGUGAACUUAACCGCUGGGACAAAGACACAUCAGUUUUAAGCAGAUGUGUGUAAACUGCUGUAACACUUUUUUAAUGUAAUUUUUCUCAAAUUUCUACAGGGGAUUUAUUUUGGCAUUAAAUAUUAUACAAGGCACAUUUGCCACACCAAAAAUGGAAUAAGUGAACUUUCUAGCACCUGCCUUUUAACAUCUGGGAUUGUACCUUCUCAUGCAUGUAACAGGUAGAGCAGGAAGCAAGUUUAGCAAUUAAUUUGAUUCAAUUCAAAUAUUGACCUAACUAGUACAUUUUAAUAAAGAUUUAUACUGUAGUCAACAAAAAAGGAAUUGUCUCCGUUUUCAUCAUUCCCACAAAAAGCAUGACAGGCGUUUCAAUGAUUAGUUGUAGGGAAGUUAUAUCCUUUUCCAUGCUAUAUAUAAUCAAUUGUGUUCAUUAUAUAUUGUUUAUCGUCUGUUUCUAGCAAUGUUCAUAGAUGUGCAUAUGGAUAUAAAGAAUUCAUCAGUAACAUUAUCAACAAAACCUAAUUCCCACAUCAAAGUUUUAAAAAUUAUAUUAAUCACAAGAUCUGAAUGCAACAAAAUAUGUCUCAGAUGAGUUCAGAUUUAUUGGUGUUAGUAACUAAUUCUGCAGCUCUCACACAGUACAAUUCAAUCAAGGGUUUAUCUGAAUUACUCUAAUUUCAUUUAAAUACUGUUUGAGUACUUAAUGCAACAUGCCACUAUAAAUGCUAUUUCUAAACAUUUCAUAUGCCAUCUGCAACCAAUUAACUCUUGCAUUUGUUUUCCAGAUGUUGAGUAGAGUACAUCUGACUUGUGUUAUAAUGUCGAGCAACAAGUUGUGUGACGCUGAUGGAUCGCAUCACAGAGAAGUUUGCCUUUCUAUAUUCUUUGCCUUUGAAUUUCAGUCACUGAUCUUAGAUAAAGUCAAGGUGUUAAUAGUUUUACAAUGUUCUAUAACUAUUAUGUACUGCAGAAUUAAAAUACUUGUUUUACAUUCAAUUUUCCAUUAAAUGUGAGUGGAUGCACUUGCCCUUGAAUGAAUAUUUUGUGUAAGUCAAAGCAGUUUGUAUUUUCCCAUUUUAUAGUUGUUAUUCAGUGAAUUGUCCACCCUUUCACAACAAAUGAUGGAUAUCUCACUAAUG
Messenger RNA from Mobula hypostoma (lesser devil ray), 3890 nucleotides. It is a transcript of the gene ednraa, whose product is annotated as endothelin receptor type Aa. Lineage: Eukaryota; Metazoa; Chordata; Chondrichthyes; Myliobatiformes; Myliobatidae. Bases 337 to 1665 code for a protein of 442 amino acids. Gene Ontology annotation, cellular component: plasma membrane. Gene Ontology annotation, molecular function: endothelin receptor activity. The record is from RefSeq and is a predicted model, not a curated record. The transcript has 7 exons. Gene Ontology annotation, biological process: vasoconstriction; enteric nervous system development; endothelin receptor signaling pathway.